UGCCUGAUUAAAAAGUCCUAAAUUUUGCUCUGAAAGUAUUGCUCGGGUUGACACAUUAGAGUUGCUUGAUAUUAAACCGAUAAACCGUCCAGAAUAUAUUCCAAUACUUUAUUAAUAGUAUCUGGGCCUUAUUCAUUUGAUUUGUCGAAAUGUACUCGUGACUCGUUGUGUUUACGUGUGCAUACUUCUGCAGGCGGCUCCUCAGCAACUCUAUUCUGCCAUAUUGGCACCAAGUCAUAUUCUUGGCACAGUCAACCGGAGUUAGCAGCUGAGAUGAUCCACAGCCUGUUCCUGAUUAAUCACUCGGGAGACAUCUUCCUGGAGAAACACUGGAAGAGUGUCAUCAGCCGGAGUGUGUGUGAUUACUUUUUCGAGGUGAAGGAGAAGGCAGUGGACCCGGAGAAUGUGCCCCCUGUCCUGCAGACCCCACACCACUAUCUCAUCUCCAUAUACAGGGACAAGCUCUUCUUCCUGUCUGUCAUCCAGACUGAAGUCCCUCCACUGUUUGUCAUUGAGUUCCUGCACAGAGUGGCAGACACAAUUCAGGACUACUUUGGAGAGUGCUCAGAAGGUAUAAUAAAGGACAAUGUGGUGACAGUGUACGAGCUGUUGGAAGAGAUGUUGGACAAUGGGUUUCCAUUAGCGACGGAGUCCAAUGUCCUCAAAGAGAUGAUCAGGCCUCCCACCAUCCUGCGAUCAGUUGUCAAUACGCUCACAGGAGGUAGUAACGUUGGAGAUACGUUGCCAACAGGUCAAUUGUCCAAUAUCCCAUGGAGGCGGGCUGGUGUUAAAUACACUAAUAAUGAGGCAUAUUUUGAUGUGAUAGAGGAAAUAGAUGUGAUUCUGGACAAAUCAGGUACGACAGUAUUUGCAGAGAUCCAGGGUGUAAUUGAAGCCUGUGUGAAGCUCACUGGGAUGCCUGACCUGACUCUGUCCUUUAUGAAUCCUCGUCUUCUCGACGACGUGAGUUUCCACCCGUGUGUGCGGUUUAAGCGCUGGGAGUCGGAGCGUGUCCUCUCCUUCAUCCCGCCAGACGGAAACUUCACACUCAUGAACUACCAUGUCAGCUCUCAAAAUCUCGUGGCCAUUCCAGUGUACGUGAAGCAGAACAUCAGUUUCUUUGAGACGGGACCUUGUGGUCGCCUAGACAUCACAAUCGGACCCAAGCAGACCAUGGGGAAGACGGUGGAGGCCUUGAUGGUCACUAUCCACAUGCCUAAAGCUGUGCUCAGUGUCAACCUCACAGCCACACAGGGAAACUACACCUACGACCUUGCUACCAAGGUGUUGGUUUGGGACAUAGGGAAACUGAACCCCCAGAAGCUUCCUAACUUGCGAGGCAGUCUGAGUAUGCAGGCAGGAGCCCCCAAACCUGAAGAUAACCCCUCACUCAACAUUGACCUGAAGAUUCAGCAGCUGGCCAUUUCAGGUCUUAAGGUGAAUCGUCUUGACAUGUACGGAGAGAAGUACAAGCCGUUUAAAGGGGUCAAAUAUGUGACUAAAGCGGGGAAAUUCCAAGUGCGAACCUGAGAGAUGACUGUCAAACCCAAAGGUCAACAAUCCAAUGUGCCAAAUAGGGGGCAAGGUUACCUCCCCCCUGAAUCAGCUCUCCAAUAAGUCUUACAUAUGCUCUGGCUCAUUGUUGUUAAUGAACAGUUUUGUAUUCUAACAGUUAUUUAUUAUAUGUUUGGCAUUACAUAUAUAUGACUGGAUGUAUUUGUGACCCAUAAAGGGAAGCCUUAAUAAUUGAAGUACUAUUAGUUUAUAUCCAGUUUAAAUGUGCUGCAUUGUAUGGACCAUUCCUCUUUCCUUUUGGACUAUUUCUGAAUAUUUUUUUCCUGUCUAAUGCCUUCUGAGUGUUGCCUAAGGGGAAUAUUUCGUUUUGAAAAGAGACACUCGCAGCUCACCACCUUGCUCCUCACUACUUCAACACACCUAUACAAUCUUAAUUGCAUGUUGCCUGAUAGUAAGCAGCCCUGCCUUUGAAAACCUUUUUACAUAGUAUAAGGUAGCAAAUUUUAUAGUUAUAUAUAUAUAUAUAUAUAUAUAUAUAUAAAUAUGUUUAUUUUUGAAAAAUAUAAUGUUGUGUCUACUUCAGAGUAGCUGCAGUGUGUCUUGAGGCAGGUAUUUUUGCACACAUUUGCUCAUUUGUAAUGGUAAGUUAAGGUGCUUUUAUAGCACACUACAGCACAAAUUGCAUUUUUGAAGGCCUGAGUGAGGUAUAUCUUAAAAAUAUAUCUUGUAUAUCUAAGGUACAUAGUUUGACUUGGGGGGGGUGUACAACUAUCUGAAGAGGCCUAGAUACGAGCUAGUGAUUCAGGCAGUCUUUUGGGAACAGUGUAAAAAGCACUCAGAAACCUACAAGAUGCUCGCAUAAUCUUGAAUGCAACUUCUUAACUCAGCACAGCAUUUGCACAAUCAAUUGUCCACUUGGAAAAUACUACUUAAAGCUCCUGUAUGUAGUUGAAUCUGUAUUUCAGUGUAUAAGAUGUCAAUAAAUGCUUUAAAAUUC
Siniperca chuatsi (mandarin fish) is the source of this 2512-nucleotide messenger RNA. It is a transcript of the gene ap3m1, whose product is annotated as adaptor related protein complex 3 subunit mu 1. The record is from RefSeq and is a predicted model, not a curated record. The coding region runs from base 274 to 1530 and encodes 418 amino acids. Gene Ontology annotation, cellular component: clathrin adaptor complex; cytoplasmic vesicle. Lineage: Eukaryota; Metazoa; Chordata; Actinopteri; Centrarchiformes; Sinipercidae. The transcript is spliced from 9 exons. Gene Ontology annotation, biological process: endocytosis; intracellular protein transport.